Messenger RNA from Dermacentor silvarum, 878 nucleotides. RefSeq lists its product as uncharacterized. The record is from RefSeq and is a predicted model, not a curated record. The transcript has 5 exons. Bases 33 to 644 code for a protein of 203 amino acids. NCBI's taxonomy places the organism in Eukaryota, Metazoa, Arthropoda, Arachnida, Ixodida, Ixodidae.
GUAUCCUCACAAGUUGCUUUGGCAGCAAAAGCAUGGAACGAAGAAAGCUGUUUUCUGCACUUCUGCUUAUCUCGACCUUUACGGUGUUGGAAUGCAAAGUGCCCAUUGUCGGAAAGGUUUAUAAUAUCAAAAAGUUUUUAUGGACGACAACACCCAUAUGGACGUACAGUACCACAUCACGCAGCGACUGCAUGUGUCAAGUGGACGUAAUGAAACAUGAAAGUGCAAAAGACAUCACUUUCACUCACAUAUUUUACGACGAAGAUCACCACAGGAAAUACAUCACAUUAGAUGGAGUUCUUGAUAAAAAGGAUGUCGUGUAUGUCCACCCGUACGGAAGCGCACACUACAAAAUUAAAGAGGAAAUUGAGUAUUUGAAUAAAUCCUCCAAGUGUGCUGUGAUCCACGUCUUGUCAAUGUCUUCAUUUUACGGCCAUGUCAACAAAUAUGACCUGAGAGUUUGGAACUCAUCAAAUAUAGCCCAUUCGGCUCAACCGUGCCUUCACGCAUUCAAAAAACUACCAGUUCCGGGACUCAUCAUUUAUAAACCGAUGUGCCAUAAGAUCCUUCGUGAAACUUCACCACAGCUGGAUGCUAAAGGCAAACAAUCACAAAUGCAGUUUUCAUGCAGCAGAAAAUCAUAACCUAUAAACGCCAAUAGGGAACACCUUAUAAAAGUACUUAGCAUGCAAAAACUUUACACGGAAAUAUACGUUACACAGUGGUGCUUACUCUACGCUGAAAAAAAGAGAAGAUCGUAUAGGGAGUAUAAUGUUCGGGAGACAUAAAAUAGGUACAGAAUAGUUACAAAUAGACAUAAAAUAGAGUGCCAGAGACAUACGUGAAUAUCUUGGCAAGUAUCUACAAAACUCCCACAG